UGGGAGGCGGGCGGCGCUGGCGGGCACAGCUGCGGCGCCGCGCCCGGGCCGGCACCGGCACCGGCACCGGCACCGGCACCGCCCGCGGGACCCGGCGCUGCCUCCCGCCGCGGGGCUCCGCCGGCCCGGGCCGCAUCUCUCCCUCCCCUCUUCUCUCCCCUCCGCCGCCCCCCGGGCCAAUAAAAUGAUGCAAAGCUCCGCACUCGCUGCCGAAGGGGCUGUCAAGGGGCUUCCCGAGAUCCUCGGUGUGCCGGUGCAACAGAUCCCCCAGUGCGCUGGCUGCAACCAGCACAUCCUGGACAAGUUCAUCCUCAAGGUCCUGGACCGGCACUGGCACAGCUCCUGCCUCAAGUGUGCCGAUUGCCAGAUGCAGCUGGCCGACCGCUGCUUCUCCCGGGCCGGCAGCGUCUAUUGCAAGGAGGACUUCUUCAAGCGUUUCGGGACCAAAUGCACGGCAUGCCAGCAGGGCAUCCCCCCCACCCAGGUGGUCCGCAAAGCCCAGGACUUCGUCUACCACCUCCACUGCUUCGCCUGCAUCAUCUGCAGCCGGCAACUGGCCACCGGUGAUGAGUUCUACCUGAUGGAGGACGGGCGGCUGGUUUGCAAGGAGGACUAUGAGACCGCCAAGCAGAAUGAUGACUCCGAGGCGGGCGCUAAGCGGCCCCGGACCACCAUCACGGCCAAGCAGCUGGAGACGCUGAAGAACGCCUACAAAAACUCCCCCAAGCCUGCACGGCACGUGCGGGAGCAGCUCUCCUCUGAGACGGGCCUCGACAUGAGGGUGGUGCAGGUGUGGUUCCAGAACCGCCGGGCCAAGGAGAAGCGGCUGAAGAAGGACGCGGGGCGGCAUCGCUGGGGCCAGUUUUACAAGAGCGUCAAGAGGAGCCGCGGGGGCGGCAAGCUGGAGAAGGAGAGCUCGGCCGAGGACUGUGGCGUCAGCGACAGCGAGCUCAGCUUCCGCGAAGACCAGAUCCUCUCCGAGCUCGGCCAUACCAACAGGGUUUACGGCACCGUGGGGGACGUGGCAGGCGGACAGUUGAUGAACGGCAGCUUCUCCAUGGAGGGGACGGGACAGUCGUACCAGGACUUGCGGGACGGCAGUCCCUACGGCCUCCCCCAGUCGCCGUCCUCCAUCUCCUCCCUGCCGUCCCACCCACCCUUGCUCAACGGGCUGGACUACGCCAUGGACGGCAGCCUGGGGCUGGUGGCCCACGGGGCGCAGGGGGUGAGUCAGACGCUGCGGGCCAUGGCCGGGGGGGGCCCCACCUCUGACAUUUCCACAGGGAGCAGCGUCGGGUACCCAGACUUUCCCACCAGCCCGGCCUCCUGGCUGGACGACAUGGAUCACCCCCCUUUCUAAGCGCCGCUCACCCCCCACCCCGGCCCCCCUCGCUCCCCCCUAGCCCGCAAGCGCAGCACCGAGGGCACCCGCCGGCGGUUGACCUUUCCAGGAUUUCCCAUGGGAAUCGGCCCUGGAGGGCUGGAGGGGUGGGGGGGGGCGGCAUCGGCGAUGGCCAGGGGUGGUUGUGCCCGGGGUGGGGGGCACGGAUGCCUUUGGGUGUAAGCACAAGAGAGGUGUCGGCGGCACAUGGGACGCACAGUGAGGACUCCAGCACGGGGCUGGGGCACUGCGGGAUGUGCGAUGGCGUAAGCCGGCGGGAGGGAAGGACAAUCGGGGAUGGCAGAAUCCGUCCCAGUGCCCGCACCAGCCCUGCACCCCUCCUGCCGAGCACCGCUGCUAUUUUCAAGAGUUAUUUUUCGAUAUGGAGUUGCAACAUGACUCAGCGCUGCCUGGAGCCUCAGCGGAAAGAAAAGUCUAUAUUGUAGAAGGGUUUAUUUUAGCGAGGCUGGGGACCUGUCCAGGCAGGGCCAUUGCCCCACUGCCCGGGGGGCAUGCUGCCCUCUCCAGGCACAGUGGGAGCGAAGCCGUCCCGCGGUGGCUGUGGGGCCGUGAUUUAUCCCCAGGCAUGUGGGAGUGCUUACGGUGCGUCGCUGUGGGUUUUACCUCGGUUGCGCAGCAGGGAGGAAUUAAAAAAGAAAAAAAAGCCUCUAGCCUGAGAUGCCCAAGGGCCAAGCUGGGCAGCGGCAGGGCUGGCCGGGAUGCUGGAGGCGGGCACUUGCA
Molecule: messenger RNA, 2122 nt
Organism: Harpia harpyja (harpy eagle)
Lineage: Eukaryota; Metazoa; Chordata; Aves; Accipitriformes; Accipitridae
Gene: LHX4
Product: LIM homeobox 4
Biological process (GO): regulation of transcription by RNA polymerase II; neuron differentiation
Cellular component (GO): nucleus
Molecular function (GO): RNA polymerase II transcription regulatory region sequence-specific DNA binding; DNA-binding transcription factor activity, RNA polymerase II-specific
Source: RefSeq, a predicted model, not a curated record